Messenger RNA from Chaetomium strumarium, 1753 nucleotides. RefSeq lists its product as uncharacterized. The record is from RefSeq and is a predicted model, not a curated record. Lineage: Eukaryota; Fungi; Ascomycota; Sordariomycetes; Sordariales; Chaetomiaceae. Gene Ontology annotation, molecular function: methyltransferase activity. The transcript has a single exon. The coding region runs from base 131 to 1591 and encodes 486 amino acids.
AUUGACCAAACAGCUCAAACUCAUCAGUCUGCGAUUCACACUUAUCAUACGUGGAUAAGCCAGGAACAGCAAAUUUGGGAGUCAUCUUGGAAGCUCACUGAGAUGACGAGGUGACAUCUAAGUCAUUGUCAUGGCAUCUCGGCUUAGGAUGCUUCCGAGGGUGCAGCUCCCUCCACAGCUCAACAGCGUUUCCCACAGCUCAUACUCCCGAAGUUUUACCCUCUCAUCCCGCAAACUCCAGCCAUCAAACCGGCCUACGCGGCCGCUUCCCCCCCAACCCAUCAAUCUACGGACCCAACCGAAACCCCCAAACGCACCUACCACACCGGAAUCACCCUCAUCCUCUUCUUCAGAAGCCCAAUCCCUCGACGUCCUAAUCCAGCAACGAAAAUGGCCCUUCUUCGGCGCCUGCCUCGGCGCCCUCGCCAUCGGCACUUACAUCUCUAUGCUUCUCACCUCAACACUCAAAACUGACAAGCAGCAACAACAAGAACAAAAAGAACAAAAACAUCACCACCAACAACCCCCAGAACUCACAGCCCCCUCGGGCCCCGUGCCGAGCGAUCCCUCCCAGCAACCCCCGCCCACAGGCCUCCCCGCCAAGCUCCAGACCACCACCACGGCUCGCGCCUUCGACAAAGGCCUCGACUGGCCCGAGUGGCUGGGGGGCAUCACGCCGCUGCGGCGGGAGCUGGCGGCGCGCGCGCGGGGCCACGUGCUCGAGGUGGCCGUCGGCACGGGGCGGAACUUGGCGUACUACGACUGGAGCGAGGUGGUGUCGCUGUCGCAGGACGAGGAGGAGGCGCGCGCGCAGCGGGAGCGGGAGCGCCUGGUGCGGCUGCUGGACGCGCGGCGGCUGGGCGGGCCGACGCUGAGGGAGCAGCAGCAGCGGCGGGGCGCGGGGGAGGAGGACGUGGUGGUGGUGGGCAGCCUCGAGGGCGAGGUGCUCAGUUUCACCGGGGUGGAUGUCAACGGCGAUGUGAUGGAUGUUGCGCGGGACCGGAUCCGGGAGUCGGUGCCCGGCCUGAAGAGGAUCAUGCGGAAGCGGAGGGUGGAGGCGAUGCCGAACUUGAGUUCGCUGGGAGUGGAUAGCGUUGGGGCGGAAGGCUUGCCGGUCGUGGAGGCGCUGAAUGGGCGGGUGAGGUUGGUUUUGGGGGACGCCCUGAGGGGCUUGCCUUCUCCGCCGCCCGUCGGGCCUAAAAAGGGCCCAGUGGAGAAGCCAGCCGCAAAGUACGACACGAUUAUCCAGACUUUUGGGCUCUGCAGCGUGGCCGACCCGGCGACAUUACUGGCCAAUAUGGCGGCCAAGGUGCAGCCUGAUACCGGGCGGAUCAUCCUGCUCGAGCACGGCCGGGGCUUCUACGACUGGGUGAACAAGAAGUUGGACGCGUACGCGCCGGCGCACUUCCAGAAGUUCGGAUGCUGGUGGAACAGGGACAUCGAGCGACUCGUGUGGAAUGCAGCCCAGACCGUCCCGGGUCUUGAGGUGGUGGAGGUAAAGCGGCCGGGCCGGCUUCAAUUCGGGACCACCCUUUGGAUUGAGUUAAGGGUGAAGAGUCCGCAAACCGGCGGCGAUGGGGAGAAAGCGUAGACGGGAAAGCCGUCGGGUCAUACUUAUUGCACUAAAUCUGUACUACUAAUACAUACUUAUGUGGCGAGAUGGCUUAGGACACCUGUAUGGGACCUGUUGUAGAUAGAUACUUGUGUUAGGAGUUUCCGGCCUGCAUUCACUCAGCAAUCACCACAGUUCUUG